CAAGGCCGCCGCCUCCGGGCUGUUCCCCCGGCAACGGCUCGGAACCGUUCCCCCGGCAACGCGCGGCGGGCGCGGUCCCCACAGCCAUGGACCCGCUGUCCGGCGCCGGGCCUCGCCGGGCUCGCGGCCGCCUGGGCGCGGCGGCCCCCGGAGCGCGGGCUGCGGCGGCGCCCUGGGCGCGCUUCUCGGCCUGGCUGGAGUGCGUGUGCGUGGUCACCUUCGACCUGGAGCUGGGCCAGGCGCUCGAGCUGGUGUACCCCAGUGACUUCCGGCUCACGGACAAGGAGAAAAGCAGCAUCUGCUACCUGUCCUUCCCUGACUCCCACUCAGGCUGCCUCGGAGACACUCAGUUCAGCUUCCGCAUUCGGCAGUGUGGCAGACAGAAGAGUCCAUGGCAUGCCGAGGACUGGCACUACAACAGUGGGGCGCCCGUGUCGUUGCAAAGGGAGCCAGCACACUACUUUGGUUACGUGUACUUCAGGCAGGUGAAGGACAGCUCCGUGAAGAGGGGCUACUUCCAGAAGUCUCUGGUGCUGGUGUCCCGCCUGCCGUUUGUCCGGCUAUUCCAGGCACUCCUGAGCCUGAUUGCCCCCGAGUACUUCGACAAGUUGGCCCCCUGCCUGGAAGCGGUGUGCAGUGAGAUUGACCAGUGGCCAGCCCCUGUGCCUGGGCAGACCCUGAACCUGCCUGUUAUGGGAGUCGUCCUCCAGGUGAGGGCUGGCCGUCGGGGGAGGGAAGGCGCCAGGUUUACGGAGACACCCACGCCCAUCUGGCAGCUACUCCCUUUUGCCCUCCAGGUUCACGUCCCGUCCAGGGUGGACAGGCCCGAGCACAGUCCUCCGAAGCAGUGUAGCCAUGAGAACCUGCUGCCCGCCCCCGUGGUCCUCACCAGCGUCCAUGAACUGGACCUGUUCAGGUGCUUCCAGCCUGUGCUGACCCAUGUGCAGACUCUGUGGGAGCUCAUGCUCCUCGGGGAGCCCCUGGUGGUCCUGGCACCCUCGCCCGCCAUGUCCUCAGAGAUGGUGCUGGCCUUAAUCAGCUGUCUGCAGCCCCUCAAGUUCUGCUGUGACUACCGCCCCUACUUCACCAUCCAUGACAGCGAGUUCAAGGAGUUCACCACGCGCACGCAGGCCCCACCAAACGUGGUCCUGGGAGUCACAAACCCUUUCUUUAUCAAAACACUCCAGCACUGGCCCCACAUCCUCCGUGUUGGAGAGCCCAAGAUGUCAGGGGAUCUUCCUAAGCAGGUCAAGCUGAAAAAGCCCUCUAGGCUGAAGACCCUUGACACCAAGCCAGGCCUCUACACCACGUACUCGGCCCACCUCCACCGGGACAAGGCACUGCUCAAGCGGCUGCUCAAGGGGCUGCAGAAGAAGAGGCCCUGGGACACACAGACAGCACUGCUGAGAAGGCACCUCCUGGAGCUCACGCAGAGCUUCAUCAUCCCCCUGGAGCACUACAUGGCCAGCCUCAUGCCCCUGCAGAAGAGCAUCACACCCUGGAAGACUCCUCCCCAGAUCCGCCCUUUCCGCCAGGAUGACUUCCUGCGUAGCCUGGAGCACGCAGGGCCCCAGCUCACCUGCAUCCUCAAGGGCGACUGGCUGGGCCUCUACAGGCGGUUUUUCAAAUCCCCCCACUUUGACGGCUGGUACCGGCAGCGGCACAAAGAGAUGGCCCAGAAGCUGGAGGCCUUGCACCUUGAGGCUAUCUGUGAGGCGCAGAACAUCGAGACUUGGAUGAAGGACAAGUCUGAGGUGGAGGUCGUGGACCUGGUCCUGAAACUUCGGGAGAAGCUGGUGCAGGCACAGGGCCACCAGCUCCCCGUGAAGGAGGCAGCACUGCAGCGGGCACAGCUGCACAUCGAGACCGUCAUCGGCUCUUUGCCCAAGGACCUGCAGGCUGUCCUGUGCCCUCCCUAGGACAGGGCCAAGGGGCAAGGUCCAGGGGCCUGGGUCUGGCCAAGCUUCCUUCUCCUCGGUGAGAGGUGGCCCCAGCCAGGCACGAGCUCCCGACCUGAGCUCCCCACAGCUGCUGUCUAGCCUUGGCCGUCCCCGUCGGCACCCGUGUUGUUUCAGCAGUAAAGGUGGCAUUUGGAACCACA
This is a messenger RNA of Callorhinus ursinus (northern fur seal), 2101 nucleotides long. RefSeq names its product DENN domain containing 6B (gene DENND6B). Gene Ontology annotation, molecular function: guanyl-nucleotide exchange factor activity. Gene Ontology annotation, cellular component: recycling endosome. NCBI's taxonomy places the organism in Eukaryota, Metazoa, Chordata, Mammalia, Carnivora, Otariidae. The record is from RefSeq and is a predicted model, not a curated record.